AUGGGUCACAAGCACUCGCAUCCGGAGAAUUAUAAUAAGAAAGAAGGUAAUAACAACAAACACAGAGCUGCUUUCUAUGUUGACAAUGAUGAUCCGAUUUUCCAACCAAACUUUGGGAUGACCGCAAACUCGAGAUUUUCAGCUCGCCCCAAAAUGCCUCCAUCGGCGCCACCAAUCGCCGUUCCUGAUAAACCUCCACCUCCUCGAUCUUCUGCACCACCGCAACCCAAUUUUGAUAAUCGUCCACCGAUUCCACCGAGAAGAUCAGAUUCUACUUUAUUGCCUCCUCCUGUUCCCUCACAUAACUCUUCAAAAACAUCUAAUGGCUUCUCUCGUCAUCCAUCAGCCACAUCAACAAAAAGUGUUCCGAAUGUGCCAUGUACACCUCGGGCCAUUUCAAAGUCCAAUUCGCAUAGUGGAUCAGUACAUUGCAUGCAUGGAGCUCCUGAUGAUAAACUUCUGGUAGUGGAAAGUCGGUUCCUUGCUCAAACUCCACAAGAGAUAAGUGUUGAAGAAGGGGAUUUGCUGUAUCUUUUAUCUCAAAGCAACAGUGAAUGGUGGUAUGUGUCAAGUAAAACACGACAGUUCAAAGGAUUCGUUCCAAAGUCCCAUGUCGUUUUUGCUGAAGUUCGAGAGCCCUGGUUCGCUGGAAACAUUUCGUCAAUAACCGCCGAACAGAGAGUAAUGCAGCCAGGACUUCCGAUUGGAACUUUUUUGAUUCGAGAAAACAUUAAAACAGGAACAUUUGUGCUGACAGUUAGAAGUUCCAGUGAGUUCAAAGCUUCUUUCAAAGAUUCAUUUUUCAAUUCAGACCACGACUCACCCAGAGCUUAUGUCAUUCAUCGAAGACCCAACAAUGAUGGAUUCGAUAUUCGAGAUAGGCAUGAUCAAGUUGUGAUCACUUUUGGAUCUCUAUUACAGUUGGUCAAUCAUUUUAGUUGUGAGAAAGUACCAGGAGAAGUACAAAUUUGCACAAGACUAACAAAAGCAGCUCCUCCAUUGACGGAGACAACUGAAUACGUUACGAUGAGGAAAUGGCAAGUUAAUAGGAGUGAAGUGAAAAGAGUUCAGGAGAUUGGACGAGGCCAGUUUGGAGAGGUGUAUCUGGCAAAAUGGAGAGGUGUUGACGUUGCUGUGAAAUCUCUGAAACCGAAUCACACAGAGCAAUUAGCCAAUAAUCAAUUCCUGGAAGAAGCAAAAACAUUGACAAAACUUGCUCAUCAAAACGUAAUUUGUCUUUUGGCCGUUUGCGCAACAGACAAGCCGUUCUUAAUAAUAACAGAAUUCAUGAAAAACGGUUCAUUACUGUCGUGGCUGCAAUCACUUGCUAAAAAGCUGCAGCCAUAUCCAUUGAUGAGUGAAGAGACCUCAAUAAAGAAUGUUUUAGUUGGAGCAAGUAUUUCUGCACAGGUGGCAUCUGGCAUGGACUACCUUGCUGCAAAUCAAAUUGUCCAUCGCGAUUUAGCAGCCCGGAAUGUUCUUGUCGGAGAAGUAUCCUCGAAUGGAGUUCCACGUGUCAAGGUGGCUGAUUUUGGACUGGCCCGAAAGUUCGACAUUGGUGAUGAAAACUAUGUUAUGAAGACGGAUAAUCUACUACCUUGGAAGUGGAUGGCACCAGAAUCAUUCGAUGAACAAAUUUUCAAUACAAAAACAGAUGUGUGGUCCUACGGAAUUCUUCUCUGGGAAAUUGGAACACUCGGAAAAACACCAUAUCGUGGAUGGGAUUCAGAAGGAACUCUGGAACAUUUGGCAAACGGAUACGUUCUCCCAAAACCCGACCUUGUUCCCGACUACGUUUACGAAGAUGCAUUCAAAAUGUGUGUUCAUUUGAACCCACAAAACAGGCCGACGUUCGAUCGGCUCUUUAAGUACUUUGAUGAUAUCAAUUUUGACAGCCUCACCGUUAGGAGAAGCACCUCUCGGCAUUAA
Messenger RNA from Caenorhabditis briggsae, 1929 nucleotides. Gene Ontology annotation, biological process: positive regulation of kinase activity; protein phosphorylation; multicellular organism development. The coding region runs from base 1 to 1929 and encodes 642 amino acids. Gene Ontology annotation, cellular component: signaling receptor complex. Lineage: Eukaryota; Metazoa; Nematoda; Chromadorea; Rhabditida; Rhabditidae. Gene Ontology annotation, molecular function: ATP binding; transmembrane receptor protein tyrosine kinase activity; protein binding. The record is from RefSeq and is a predicted model, not a curated record. The transcript is spliced from 10 exons.